Messenger RNA from Aureobasidium pullulans EXF-150, 1158 nucleotides. RefSeq lists its product as uncharacterized. The coding region runs from base 400 to 981 and encodes 193 amino acids. The record is from RefSeq and is a predicted model, not a curated record. NCBI's taxonomy places the organism in Eukaryota, Fungi, Ascomycota, Dothideomycetes, Dothideales, Saccotheciaceae. The transcript is spliced from 4 exons.
CAUAGCAUCUAACGGUUUCCCCGAACCAAUUCCUGCAAGCCAACUCCAUCAUUCAUGAUACGAAAAGUCGAUGUACGAUCAUCGUGCUUGAUUUUUCGAUGCUACACUUGGCAAUGUUGAUCAUAGACACGUGAAGGGCUGGACUAUCUUGUCUCUGCAUGCUAUCUCCACCAUCUUCGAUGUGCGUGCAUGCAUACAGCGAACAUGCAUGAUGGUAUUUGACCGUUCGUAACGUCUGCUGUCAAGCAUCUCUUGUCGAGCCGCCCCCUUAGCGGUUUUGUUGCCAGUCCACCGGCUUUUUGCUAUUUUGCACCAACAAGAGAGUUACCGUACAUGAAAUGAAGAUAGGCACGACAGGUUCAACGCCCGGGAGAGGCGAAUUAACCAAACAACGAGUCAAUGACACACUCUCCUGGAGCAAAGGCCUAUAUAUACCAUUGUCCUUCGCUGGUUGUAGUCUCAUCAUCCAACAACAGCAACAGCUUCCUUCAGCAGCAUCUUUCCAGUCUUUGGCUUAGCCGUCCACUCUUUACAACACUCUUUACUAAUACCAACCCGACCACCAAUCACCUAAUCCACCACCACCAAAACCACCCCGUUGCUUCUACCACCUACGUCUGCCCCGCCCAGACCACCCUGCCUGUUGCUCCCAUUGCUUGCACUAGCUGCCCUUACACCGUUUCCACCGCCACUGUCUACUCUGCCACCGGUGGCAACAUGGUCCCCGUCAGCACUCAGGUCUACGCUGCUCCUUGCCCCACUGGUACCGUCGUUGUUGAGAAGGUCUGCACUGCCUGUGCUGCCAUGACCUCUACUGUCCCUGCCGGCAACACUCAGACCGUCACUGCCUGCAACGGUGCUAACUGCCCUGCUACCUCCACCAUGGCCAAGUACACCCCUACUACUUCCGGUAUGGUCAUGUACACUGGUGCUGCUUCCAACGUCAAGGCCGCCCCAGAGAGUGCUCUCAACUCUUCCUAAAGGCAACAACAAACUAUUUCGUAUCUUCUCUCUAUACACAUCAUGGUGGUGUUCUAAUUAGUUCUUUGAUUGGCAUUCAAGUGUCUUCAAACGGGUUUUGGUUAUAAUGAUUAUCAUAUACGCUUACAAAUGGAGUUUCUCAUUUCUGCUGUUCAUACAAACUUUCUAUGCUUCUGA